This is a messenger RNA of Penicillium oxalicum, 501 nucleotides long. RefSeq lists its product as uncharacterized. The coding region runs from base 1 to 501 and encodes 166 amino acids. The record is from RefSeq and is a predicted model, not a curated record. The transcript is spliced from 3 exons. NCBI's taxonomy places the organism in Eukaryota, Fungi, Ascomycota, Eurotiomycetes, Eurotiales, Aspergillaceae.
AUGCAAGUCCUCGCAACUCUUGCUCUGAUGGCCACCGCGGUCAUGGCCAACCCCGUCGCCACCGCGCCCAAGGAAUUCCACCUCAAGACCGCAGGCGCCAGCAACGCGAAGCACAAUGACCUCUUUGUGUACGGCUACCACACCGGUGCCGGACUCAACGACGCCGUGCUCUCCGAGGACAGCUCGAUCGCCAGCGCCUUCUAUCUCAAUGGUACCACGGCCUUGGCUGAUUUCAAGACCGAGUUCCCGUGGGGCGUGAUCGCCGUGGGUGACACCAACUAUGCCUCGUGGGAGCCCGUCGAGAUCAACGUCGGCUCGGGCAUGGAGGGAUUCUCCAUCGACAACGGCAACUUUGUCUUCUCGGAAGAUUAUGGCUUUGGUGGCUGGUUGGUCUGCGACUGGUACCACAAUGCGCCCCAGCUGUUCUACCUGAACCGCUACUACAAGCCCACCAUCCCUUCCAGCUGCAGCACCGUGCAACUGAAGGCCAUCUCCCUUUAG